Messenger RNA from Akanthomyces muscarius, 2775 nucleotides. RefSeq lists its product as uncharacterized. The coding region runs from base 1 to 2775 and encodes 924 amino acids. The record is from RefSeq and is a predicted model, not a curated record. Gene Ontology annotation, molecular function: serine-type endopeptidase activity. Lineage: Eukaryota; Fungi; Ascomycota; Sordariomycetes; Hypocreales; Cordycipitaceae. Gene Ontology annotation, biological process: proteolysis. The transcript has 5 exons.
AUGGAUGUGGACGAGACUCCAGGUCUUCUGAGGUCCGUGUUUGGGUUUCUCGCUCGAAAACCACUACAGAGGCCCAUAAAGAAACCCAAAUCUUUGAGAGCGCGGACACAAGAUGCUUGGUUACAGACGGAUGCUUUCUUGCAGCAUGAUGCCAAUACAUUUGACGAGAUGGAGCCUGAGCAGCGUAAAAGGACGCUUCAUGCGCUUGAAGGCUACAUUGAAGUUAAUGCUGAUAGAGAACUAGAUUCCAACUCCUUGCCGGAGGGGCCGUAUCCGAAGCUUCAGGCAUUGCGCAACAUGGUCGAUAGUCCGAAUUCCGAUCAAGGCCUUACGAUUCACAUUGGUAAAAGAAGUCGACAAAGGGACCAAAUAAUCGAGGAAAUUGAGCAAAUGGAAAGGGACUCAAAGAGGCGCCGAGUCAUCACUCGUGAAGAACCUAGCGCUAGCGAAAAUCUCGAAGAUGCCGAUACCGACUUCGCUAUGUUGACAAGGAGACAUUUAGUGUCCUUGGACAAUGCGCUACGGAAACAGUGGGUGUGCGUUUGCCAGAAAUGCUCAGGGCUGAGCGUCAGGCUUUCCCUGCCACAAAAGAAAGACUCCAAAGUUGAGACGUCCUUUCAUGUGUUCUUCGGAGUACGGUCUGUACCUGCAACUUCGUUGCAAGAGGCCAAGAUAACAAUCAAAGACGCAUACAAUAGGGGUAGGAGCUUAUCCGCGCCUGCAGAUAGCGGCGCGGGCGAUUUGGCUCACAUUUGCCAAAGCAUCACAGACUCCCUCGGCCAGCAAAAUUGCUUGCACUUGACUCUUGAACAUGGUAUAUUUCAGAGGCUUCGUCCUCAGCCGAAGACCUUUGGUGGAGAUAAGAUGUCCCGGACAAUGUCCUUGGCGGCUUUAUUUAAGCGUCAACAAGAAUUACGUGGGAGCUCAUCUGCCUUAUCACUCAAAGGGAAGCGAGUCUUAGCUAUCACCCUCGCCUCAGCGCUUCUUCCAUUUUUGGAGACACCGUGGCUGCAGCCUUCAUUCAACCACUCCAAGAUUCUGUUUUUUCAGCCGCUGGAAGAUGAACAGCUGCCCGAUAUCACGAAACCUUUUAUAGCCAUGGAGCACAUACCCAUCACCACAGCCGGCAAAAAGACAGGCACAAAUGUCAGUAGCUCUGACGUGUCCAAUCAGAGUAUUCACCCCAACGCCAGUGUGCUAGCGCUCGGCAUCCUCCUGUGUGAGCUCCAUCAUCUGACUUCCGUGGAGCACUGGCAAAAGGACGCGGAUACCGAAAGGAACGUCAACACUGAUUGGUAUACAUGCCUUGAGAUACUGAAGACGCUAGAAGCUGAGGCUGGCUUAGAUUACUAUCUUGCCACGAAGGCGUGCCUGCAUUGGGAGUACUUGCCCGCUGGACAGGACGCUGACUUUGAGUCUGAGACAGUACAGCGGCUCUUCUAUCAAAAUGUGGUCAAACGACUUGAGGCCGAAAUGUUCAAGUCGUGGCGUCUUCGAGUAGAGGAUCUGGGCUCAUUCGACUCUCAAGAAAAUGAAAAUUGCUGGGGCUCCAUCGGUCGAGAAGUCGUCCGCCUUGAAACUGGCAAGAAUGACUUUUCCACUAAUACAAAUGAUGUUGGGCGUUCACCUGCACAACGUUCGAUGUCCGAAAAUGUGCUUCCAAGCUUCAAUUCCGACAUGGUGGUGCAGAAAUCUGCACAGCCUGCUCGUGCGCAAGUCACUGAGGAUUCAACGAAUAGCUUGUACUUUUUCGACGCAAGCCAUCAGACAGGUUGUGAACAAGAGAAUCCACUAUCGCGAAAAUGGAUGGACAACCUACUCUCCUCAAUUAACCAAUUCGUUGACCCUUUUGAGCCUGUCCAAGCUGGUGCGCUCCAAACGGUCGAAUCUGUGCGAAUAGCCAUCUUGGAUUCCGGUUUUGACGCUGAAAACCCGCUCUUGAGGGAUGACCUCGGACGAAUAGACCCACGAAUCAAGGCUGCACAGAGUUUUGUACAUGACACAGAACCACAGGACAUUCGAGACGAGAUUGGGCACGGCACUCAUGCCCUUGGUCUGUUACUGACAGUUGCCCCGUGCGCUGAGAUUUAUAUCGGGAAAAUUGCGCAUCGAGCGACUCUGAAUCGAAACACGUACGAUGACAUUGCGAAGGCAAUUAACCACGCGGUUUCUGAAUGGAAGGUGGACAUUAUAUCAAUGUCGUUCGGGAUUCGUGAAUAUAAUCAGCCUAUGAAGAGAGCCAUAUCGAAUGCCCUACAUAGUCAGACAUUGUUAUUCGCAGCGGCAUCAAACGAUGGAGCAAAUCUCGGAAGAGCGUUUCCCGCUAAAUAUCCUAGUAUCUUUUGUAUACACUCGACCGAUGGAAACGGCAACCCGUCUGCGUUCAAUCCGACUGCAGACGACAAAGACGUCAACUUUAGUCUUCUCGGGGAGAAUGUCUCCUCCUACUGGCCCGUUGGCCUUGCAAAUGGCCUUAGUGAACCUGUUAAUGCCAUGUCAGGGACAUCAGUCGCAACACCCAUUGCCGCGGGGCUUGCCGCUUCGGUCCUGUCGUUUGUGAGGCAGCAGGACCAGCAUGCCAGGGUGGGAAGCGACUUAUUAGGGCCGUGGCUGAAGGAUGUUCAUUCUAUGGAUAUGGUGUUGAAGAGCAUGGCCAGUCAGACGAGGGGUGCUGGGUACAACUACAUCAGGCCGAGUGAGCUUUUCGAUAAGGGAGCGUCGAGAGAGAAGGUUUAUGACAAGAUCAAGGACCUCAGACGGCAUAUGUAUGACUAG